Auxenochlorella protothecoides is the source of this 1752-nucleotide messenger RNA. Its product is annotated as Conserved oligomeric Golgi complex subunit 4. The record is from RefSeq and is a predicted model, not a curated record. The transcript is spliced from 6 exons. Lineage: Eukaryota; Viridiplantae; Chlorophyta; Trebouxiophyceae; Chlorellales; Chlorellaceae. Bases 1 to 1752 code for a protein of 583 amino acids.
AUGGACGUCGGGAGCGCGGUUCUGGAUGUAGCAGCUCUGCGGCAGCUCACCAAUCCGGCAGACAUCCCCCGCCUGCUCAGUGCCGCUCUAGUUCGGGAGCGUGCCAUUGAUACCGAACUGGAGGGGAUGCUGGGAAGGCGUGAGGCCAUCCAGGCCGAGAUGCUGGAGAUGACUGCCUCCACCAGCGAGGCGCUGCAGAUGCUGGCCGUGGAGGCCGAGGCCCUGGAAGAAAGCACCGCCGGCUCCGCAAACCUGGCCCAGCGCGUCAGCUCUCAGGUGCGGGCCCUGGACGCCACCCAGACCCGGGUCCAGGGCGCGCUCUCCCACAUCGCCGGCCUUCUGGGCCGGGCGGCGGCGGUGGAGGGCGUCGCGCGGGCUUUGGCCCGCGAGGAUUACGAGGCCGCAGUGCACUGCGUGGACGAGUACUUGACCCUGGAGGAACAGACCCUGGCCGCGCUGGGGGCUAGUGGGGCGUCGCCGACGGCCGUCGCCGGCUCAAAGGCCGGCGGGGCGGGGGUGGCGCCUCCGGCCGAGCAUGGCGUCGGCAGCGUGGCCUGCCUCGCCGGCGUCUCUGCCGAGCAGGCGGCUGCCUUUGCGCAGCAUCGGCGCAGCGUGGAGGAGGCGGUGUCGGCGUGCCUGACGGCGGCCGUGGCAGCCGGCGACCACGCCGCCGUGCUGCGCUUCGCCGCGCUGCACCCGCCGCUGCGCCAGGCGCAGCGUGGCCUGGACGCGCUGCUGCGCCACCUGGCUGGCAUGAUAUCCUCCCGCGCCGCCGCCGACCACGACGCGCUGGUGGGCGCGGUGGAGGGCACCCAGCCCGACUACGUAGGCGCGCUGACCAACCUGUUCAAGGACGUGGCGUCGGCCGUCGACGAGCACCUGGACCUCUUCAUCAACAGCUUCGGCCUUGACCUGGCCACGACGGCGGUGCUGACGCUGCACGGCGAGGUGGAUCUGCACGGCAGCCGCAUCCUACAGCGCUACGCGGACCACCGCCGUCUGGCGCGGCUGGCGGGCCAGGCCAGCAUCCGCGGCGGCGGCUUCGCGGCGGCGGUCCGCGAGCUGCUGUCCCACUACAUCAGCCUGGAAGAGUACUACAUGGAGGAGAGCGUGGCCAAGGCGCUGGCCAUCUCGGGCGCGGGGCCAGGGGACUUGACCUCCAGCGCGGUGGACGACGUCUUCUUCGUGCUUUCCAAGGCCGGCGAGCGCGCGCUGGGCACGGGGCGUGCGCCUAGCGCAGUGGCCGUGCUCAACGGCCUGCACGGCGCGCUGACCUCGCGCUUCUGCGCCGCGGUGGCGGCGGGGCAUGCGGCCAAGCUGCGCGCGCGGCUGGAAGGCGCGGCGGCCGCCCGCUUCCGCGCCGCCUCGGACCGCGACCGGGUCCUGCAGGUCCUGGCCGACCUGGGGAAGAGCGUGGUCAUGCGCGUCCUGGACGGCGUGCUGGCGCGGCUGGAGGCGGCCGUCGCCGCGCGCCGCUUCUCGCAGCUGGGGGGCCUGGCGCUGGAGCGGGACCUUCGCCUGCUCGCGGGCCGCGCCUCGGAGCUUGCGGGGCGGUCGGUGCGCGACCGCUUCGCGCGCCUGGCCGCCGUCGCCCUGCUCCUGGGCCUGGAAAGCGUGGCGGAGGCGGCCGACCUGUGGGCCGAGCCCGGGGGGGGGCUGGCCCUGCGCCUGAGCGAGGGCGAGGUGCGCGCCGUGCUGGCCCAGCGCCGGGAGUGGUCGCAGGACGAGAUCUCGCGCCUGCGUCUAGCCUGA